GCUAGCACUUACUACUCAAGUCAAUUUCCUUAUUGGUUUAAUGCUUUCUCUUGAAUCCUCUCUUCUCUUGUUCACGAAAUUUAUUUCGAAACUCAAUAAAUUUAUUUACUUUAUUGAAAAGGCUUAGUGUGCAGUUGCAACAUAUUAAAAUUGAAGUUUCGCGAAAAUGUCGCUCACUAUUCACGGUUACCCUGACUUGUACAAUCUCCCCUGCUCUUUAAUUUUUAUGACGUUAUUUUCUUUCUUAAUGGAACACUCUGUGGAUGACAAGUACCAGAGCCAGAAAAUAGAUACUGGACCAGUAGAGUACGAUUUCAUCAUUGUAGGAGCUGGAUCCGCAGGAUCCGUACUAGCAAAUCGCCUGACAGAGAUCAGCGACUGGAACGUACUUUUAUUAGAAGCUGGCAGAGAGGAACCAGAAGCUGCAGAUAUACCAGGAAUGAUUUAUGCAAUUGAACAAACUGACAUAGAUUGGAAUUAUCGAACCCAACCAGACGAACAUUCCUGUUUAUUAGAUAACGGAUGUGCCUGGCCUCGUGGCAAAGUUAUGGGUGGAUCGAGCUCAUUAAACAUUAUGUUGUAUGUUAGAGGAAAUCGAGAAGAUUAUGAUGGGUGGGAGAAAUUGGGAAAUCCUGGUUGGAGUUACAAAGAUGUGUUGCCUUACUUCAAAAAAUCUGAAAACAACAGAAAUGAGGAUAUUACGAAAGGAAAUUCGACAUAUCAUCAAACUGGAGGAUAUCUACAUGUAGAAAGGUUUCCUCAUCUAUCACAUGAUGCAAAAAUCAUUUUGCAAGGACUUGAAGAAGUAGGGCUUAAAACAGUUGAUGUCAAUGGGGAGUCCCAAAUAGGAUCAAUGAAUAUUCAGACAACAUCCUAUAAUGCAACUCGCCAAAGUACAAACGUAGCUUUCCUUCGGCCAAUCAGAGAAAGAAGGUCUAAUUUGUUUAUCACAACGAGAACUUUCGUUACAAGAAUUUUGAUUGAUCCAAGCUCAAGGAGAGCCAUAGGUGUUGAAUAUACAUCUACUCUUACUGGUGAACGUCGGUCGGCAAUGGCAAAGAAAGAAGUGAUUGUGUCUGCAGGUGCUAUAAAUUCACCAAAGCUGCUAAUGCUUUCUGGAAUAGGCCCAAUUGAAGAGCUGCAGGAACAUGGUAUCAAUGUCAUAAAAAAUUUAUCCGUUGGUCAUAAUCUUCAGGAUCACGUGACACUAACGGGAUUACCUGUUCAGAUAGUAAACAGAAAUGCAGAUAUUUCUAAUUGUCCGCAAAUUUUGAAGGAUUUGAAUUACUAUUUGGCAACACAUAGAGGCCCAUUUGCUAGUACGGGUGUCGCUGCUAAUACUGCAUUUUUUAGAACAGAGUAUGAAAAAAGUCAAAACGUUCCAGACAUGCAAUUGCAUUUUCAGGCUGAUAGUACAAAUCCUCUUUACUACAAUCAAUUUCUUAUCUGGCCAACUCUACUAGCUCCAAAAAGUAAAGGAUUCAUCAAACUUAAUGAUACUCAUUCCACCUGGGGUGCACCAAUAAUUCAACCAAGAUAUUUAACAGAGGAUAUAGACAUGAAACGCAUGAUUCAUGGUAUCCGAAUGACCCUUAGAUUAUUUAAUACUACUGCAUUCAAAGAAAAUAAUUUCAAGUUAAAUGAAACAUCUUUGCAUCCUUGUGAAGCGUUUACAUUCAAUAGUGAUGACUACUGGACCUGCGUGACAAGACAAUACACUCACACAGUAUAUCAUCCUACUGGGACUUGCAAAAUGGGUCCUAAAGAAGAUUCGGAAGCGGUUGUUGAUCCCCAAUUACGUGUUUAUGGUGUUUUAAAUUUGAGUGUAGUGGAUGCUUCCAUUAUGCCGAAUAUUCCAAGAGGAAACACUAAUGCUCCUACUAUUAUGAUUGCCGAGAAAGCUAGUGAUAUGAUAAAAAACAGAUGGUUAAACGCUAGUCAUGUGAAUACUUGAUUUCUUCUAAUACAAAUGAUUCCUUUAUAAGAAUAUAGAAUUUAUGGAAAAUAAAAAUAAACUAUUUUAAAUGAAUUUAAAUUUCAUGCAAGAUAAAACUUUUUAAGUCAACGAAUUUUUAUUUUCAAGGCCACCUGAAAUCAAAUAAUUAAAUACAGAUUGUAAAUACAAAUCGAAUUACAGUCAGAAAAUGUUAUUCCUCUCCUAAAUCUAACGCAUUUAGAUUAUUGA
Molecule: messenger RNA, 2185 nt
Organism: Belonocnema kinseyi
Lineage: Eukaryota; Metazoa; Arthropoda; Insecta; Hymenoptera; Cynipidae
Product: glucose dehydrogenase [FAD, quinone]-like
Exons: 5
Coding region: 167-1954 (595 amino acids)
Molecular function (GO): flavin adenine dinucleotide binding; oxidoreductase activity, acting on CH-OH group of donors
Source: RefSeq, a predicted model, not a curated record